UUUUGUAAACACAAGAAAGUGAUAAAAAUUUAAGUAGAAUGAUUAAUUUUCAAUUUUGUUUUUUAAUGUUUUAUUAUGAUCGAAUCGAAUGCGAAUGCGAAUGAAAAAUAAAAUAUUGUGAAUUUGAUCAUUGAAAUGAAGAAACUUUGAUAUGCUCAGCCUGACUGUAUUUUUAUGCAACGUAGAAUAUUUCAAUCAUUUCUGGGGUCGUGAACUAGGCGCAUGAAGUGUAGAUAUAGGUAAGGUACUGACUACCGAUAUUAUCGAAGCAUAUACUCGUAUUCGUAUGUAUUCAUAGGAUUGGCGAUGGCAAAUAAAGGCACCGAGUGGAUUACUACGGAUACAAAUAACGAAACCAAUCCGCUAUUUGACGCUUACAAUUUCGAUCGAUCCGCGUCAAGUAAUCGAUCUACCGUAGUGUUCGAUGUAGAAAAAGAAGACGAAGUGAUUUGCGUUGGUUCAACCUCAACGGUCUGUGACACUUCACAUUCGCCUACCUUUCGCCAUAUAGGACCUGGUACGUCCAAGAAAAAGGUAACGUUUGUCGAUGACGAUGAAGUUGAAUGGAUAUUGCCAGCUGAAGAUGGGUCAGCUUUUCGAGACGAUGAGUCGAAACCGAGCGUUGGUAAAUUCGAAGAUCAAAUGGGCGAUUGCGAUUACUCCUUACAGGUAGAACCUAACGACGACGAGGUAAAUGUAAUCGAUGUGGAACGAGAAUACUCGAUGAAAUCUUACGGUUUUCGUAAUUCAAAGAGCGUUCCCUUUGUCGACUACCACGAUGCGGAAAAUGAAAUCGGAUCUACAUGCGGCGAUUCUGACUCGCCUUCGGCGGUACAGAAUUCUGGCGAAAGCGAAAUCGUCAACUCAGAGGCGUUGACUUGUUCCGCGCCUGUCACCUUGCACGAUGAAAGUAUCCAAGAAUCAGAAAUAAGUGAUUACGAUGCCAGAAUGAGAGCUUAUUUCGGAUUAGAUUUUAGCAUAUCGAGCAUAGACACCGAAAGCGGCGCCACCAGUGAAUUGAAUCAAAGUUCUGGUAAAAUAUCGACGGAUGACGAGAAAAUGGAAUGCGAUUCCGGAGGCGUUGAAGUAAUCGAUGUCGAUGACGAUGACGAUGACGAUUCGGACGACCAAGACGACUGCGUGAUUACCAGCACUUAUUCGGAAACGAAACCGAAUUCGUCGUUAACAACUGUCGCCGCCGCUCUCGAUGAUAAAAAUUUUAAAAAAACUCGCAAAAAAAUAAUCACCGAAACGGUCGAUGAAAUAUUCAAACGUAUGAUGCCUUUAGCUGUUCCAGGAGCAUUAUCCCUAUUCGCUCCUGAGCGUAAUAAUUUGCCUGAAAAUGUGCGACCGUCGAAAUUUUGUUACCACUAUUUUAUAUCCUCGCAUAUCGUAGUUAAAGAAAUAACCAAACAAGAAUUUUACAAAUUUAAAGAGCAAAUUUUGAUUGCGAAAAAAAGAAACGCGCCCCCUCGAUGUAACUGUCUCUCGCACCCGCUCAAUCAAAGUGCGAAUAAACUAACGUUACUCACGAAUCCGUAUUCGUUGUAUCAUAAACCUACCUGUCAUUUCGCUCAGAAUUCCAAAUGUAACACGGCCAAACGAAAGGGUCCUCGUCGUUUAUCCUAUCAGGUAAGCUUCCAUCGCAUUCCUCAAAAACGCGAAGGAAAAGAUUUCAAAGAGUGGAGCGACAUUGUUCUGCGAAGACGGCAAAACGCUUCCGUUGUCGCCGGCAAUUCUACCCCUGCAGAUUGGUCAGACGGCGAGGAAAAAGUCAACUUGAUCCAGUACAACCGGCCAUCCUGUCAUAAAACUGAACCCAAUGAUCUCCAAACCAGGUCGUGAAGACCCGAAGAGCCGUUUUUUUCUUUUCUUUUUUUUUUUUUUCAAGUUCACGUACAUUCGCGUAGAACGUGCGUGGUAUUAAGCCUUACUUACUCUACCUACUUUUGUAUGUUCAAUCUUUCUUGUAUUACCUAUACCUACAUAUAAUGUUUGUGUUUAAAUUUUCUUGUCUGAAUAUUCUUAAUGAUUUUCGCAUUCGAUGUUAUUUCGUCAAAUUAUUUUCGUGUACCUAAUACCUAGUUCUUUUACGUUUAAAUGUAGCUUGUUGAUAAGUUUAUCGUUCUCCUUUGUAUAAUGGUUUAUUUAUUUAUUAUUAGGUAGUACUAACUUGUGGCAGUAUUAUUUAAAGAAAACGAAAACAAAUAAGUACUGAAAUAUACAAUUUACAAGUGAA
This is a messenger RNA of Planococcus citri (citrus mealybug), 2239 nucleotides long. RefSeq lists its product as uncharacterized. NCBI's taxonomy places the organism in Eukaryota, Metazoa, Arthropoda, Insecta, Hemiptera, Pseudococcidae. The record is from RefSeq and is a predicted model, not a curated record. Bases 307 to 1845 code for a protein of 512 amino acids. The transcript is spliced from 2 exons.